This is a messenger RNA of Morus notabilis, 1077 nucleotides long. Its product is annotated as leucoanthocyanidin dioxygenase. Lineage: Eukaryota; Viridiplantae; Streptophyta; Magnoliopsida; Rosales; Moraceae. The transcript has 2 exons. The record is from RefSeq and is a predicted model, not a curated record. The coding region runs from base 1 to 1077 and encodes 358 amino acids.
AUGGUGAUCUCUGUGGCUCCAAGAGUUGAAAGGUUGGCGAGCAGUGGGAUUGAGGUGAUCCCGCAAGAGUACGUGAGGCCACAAGAGGAGCUGGCAAGCAUCGGAAAUGUGUUCGAAGAAGAGAAAAAAGAGGAAGGGCCUCGGGUCCCGACCAUUGACUUGAAGAGCAUAAACUCUGAGGACCGGGUUGAGAGGGAGAAAUGCAAUGAGGAGCUAAAGAAGGCGGCCGCGGAGUGGGGUGUCAUGCACCUUGUCAACCAUGGUAUCCCUGACGAGCUCAUCGAGCGUGUGAAGAAGGCCGGUGAGACAUUCUUUGACCUUCCGAUCGAGGAGAAGGAGAAGUACGCGAACGACCAGGCAACAGGGAAGAUCCAAGGCUAUGGAAGCAAGCUCGCAAACAAUGCUUGUGGGCAGCUUGAGUGGGAGGACUACUUCUUUCACCUUGUUUACCCUGAGGACAAGCGUGACUUGUCCAUUUGGCCCAAGACACCAACUGACUACAAAGAGGCGACGAGUGAGUACGCUAGGCAACUGCGGGGGCUUGCGACCACCAUACUUUCCACGUUAUCCCUAGGGUUAGGGUUGGAAGAAGGAAGACUAGAGAAGGAAGUUGGAGGGAUGGAGGAGUUUCUUCUCCAAAUGAAGAUAAACUACUACCCGAGAUGCCCUCAACCGGAGCUAGCCCUAGGCGUCGAGGCCCACACCGACGUGAGCGCCCUCACCUUCAUCCUCCACAACAUGGUGCCCGGCCUGCAGCUCUUCUAUCAAGGCAAAUGGGUGACGGCAAAAUGCGUUCCUAACUCAAUCAUCAUGCACAUUGGUGACACCAUAGAGAUAUUGAGCAAUGGCAAGUACAAGAGUAUUCUCCACCGGGGGCUCGUCAACAAGGAGAAGGUGAGGAUCUCUUGGGCGGUUUUCUGCGAACCACCGAAGGAGAAGAUCAUCCUCCAGCCGCUGCCAGAGACGGUCUCCGAGGAGGAGCCUCCGCGAUACCCUCCACGCACCUUUGCGCAGCAUAUCGAGCACAAGUUGUUCAGGAAGACUCAAGACCUUCAUAGCAACAGAAUUUCCAAAUAA